CUCCAGGGUUAAAUCAGUCAGAGGGCGGAGCGCGAGCGUUCUUGUGUCGCCGUGCAGCCUCUUCCGGUCCUCUUUCCAGCUUCCCGUGCAACAUGACCAAGAAGAGGAGAAACAACGGUCGUGCCAAGAAGGGCCGUGGACACGUGCAGCCCAUCCGCUGCACAAACUGCGCCCGCUGCGUCCCCAAGGACAAGGCCAUUAAAAAGUUUGUCAUCAGGAACAUUGUGGAGGCAGCGGCUGUGAGAGACAUCUCAGACGCCAGCGUCUUCGACUCUUAUGUUCUGCCGAAGCUCUACGUGAAGCUGCACUACUGUGUCAGCUGUGCCAUCCACAGCAAAGUGGUGAGGAACCGCUCCUGUGAGGCCAGGAAGGACCGAACCCCACCACCAAGAUUCAGGCCCGCUGCUGGUGCACCAAGAGCUCCUCCAAAACCAAUGUAAAGUGAAAUCUGAAGAUGCUGUGUUCCUGAAAAAGAAAAUUAAAACAUCUUUACAAAACUUGAA
This is a messenger RNA of Poeciliopsis prolifica (blackstripe livebearer), 503 nucleotides long. Its product is annotated as 40S ribosomal protein S26. The record is from RefSeq and is a predicted model, not a curated record. Lineage: Eukaryota; Metazoa; Chordata; Actinopteri; Cyprinodontiformes; Poeciliidae. Gene Ontology annotation, biological process: translation. Gene Ontology annotation, cellular component: ribosome; cytosolic small ribosomal subunit. Gene Ontology annotation, molecular function: structural constituent of ribosome; mRNA binding. Bases 93 to 440 code for a protein of 115 amino acids. The transcript is spliced from 4 exons.